ACUGGCAGAGGGAGGGAGACUGCAGGGGAAGAAGACACACCUCACCAACAGAGUGUGAGAGAGCCACCUGCAAACAGAAAGAUCCGGGAGAGUGACAGACAGGAGGAUAGAAAGAGAGAAAGCAAGAGUCUGAUCGGAAAGAAAAACAGAAAGGGAGUAAGGAACAGAGAUACCUAAGGAAUAAGUAAAAAGAACAGUUGGUUGAAGGAGUGAGAGGUGCAGAGAAAGUGUGAGGAGGGGAGGGUGAGAAAGAGGAGCAGACAGGCUGUCAUCCCCAGUGUCUCUUGACCCUGCACACCGAGAUGGCAUCCGCUACUGAUACACGCCAGCCACAGAAAGAUGCUGCUGACCAGAGCUUUGAUUACAUGUUCAAACUCCUGAUCAUCGGGAAUAGCAGUGUUGGCAAAACCUCUUUCUUGUUCCGCUACGCCGAUGAUUCCUUCACGUCAGCCUUUGUUAGCACAGUAGGGAUUGACUUCAAAGUCAAGACCGUUUAUAGGAAUGAGAAGAGAGUCAAACUACAGAUCUGGGACACAGCUGGUCAGGAACGAUAUCGUACAAUCACUACUGCCUAUUACCGCGGGGCCAUGGGCUUCCUGCUAAUGUAUGACAUCUCAAACAUAGAUUCGUUCAAUGCUGUGCAGGACUGGGCGACUCAGAUUAAAACAUACUCCUGGGACAAUGCACAAGUCCUUCUAGUUGGAAACAAAUGUGAUCUAGAAGAUGACAGAGUAAUUCCUGCAGAGGAUGGGCGCCGACUUGCUGAGGAGCUAGGGUUUGAAUUUUUUGAGGCAAGCGCAAAGGAGAACAUAAACGUAAAGCAAGUUUUUGAACGCCUUGUGGAUGUCAUCUGUGAAAAGAUGAAUGAAAGUUUGGAAAAUGGACCUGUCACAGGAAAUGCCAACGCUCAGCUAAGCGAAAAUGCUCCAAAGUCCCAGGGCAACUGCUCCUGUUAAAUACCCAGCUCAACAAAGAUUAUAAACCUAUGUCUGGGACACUACUCGUUACACCUCAAUCUCAGACAACAUAGCGCUGCUCUUGUAUGACAGAGCCAAGUGGGAGAAGGGGCAGAAUAUUUUCUCUUUGACCAAAUAUCAGUGACUUGAAAGGGGCGGUGUGACUACUUUUGUUAAAUUCCCAUCUAACAAUGAUUGCUUGAGGGAGAGGAGUGUCCCACUUCUAAUGUAUGGCCCUAUUUAGACAAACAUUGUUACAGAGAAAUAGUUACAUAGACAGUGACACCCACAAAACCAAGUGCAAUUCAAAAUCAAUAUGAAGAAACAUCAGCUGAAAUGAUGUAGUUAUUAAAAGUUGUCCCAAAACCAGACACAAUUUGACAGGAGCUCCUUAAACACUAAACUCCUCUCUUCUAGAAGCAAUGGCAACCUGCACAUUCAGAGAAGGGGUUGUUUGACUGUCCUUUAUAGUGCCAAAGAUACACACCCUAUGUGACCUUACAUAUAUCUCACUGCUGUAAGGGAGGUACUUGCAUAGCAUUGCUCUGCAUGCGAUUGUUUAACUUCCAGCAUGCCAUGUUCUGUAUAAAGGAGAAGGGGAAAAAAAUCUUGCACACUGUUGGAAAUGUCUGGGUGUAUAUCCCUGCUUAUUCUGUAAAAAAUAUAAUUAUGAGAUGUUUACAUUUUUUUAAAAUAAAAGGAUGUCUCCUUUUAUUAUUACUAUACACUACUGUGUUGCUGUUAAGAACGCUAUUUCUGUGUCCUGAUACCUGUGCAUUAGCAGGAAUGAUAAGGUGUGUAUUGAUGCUUGUGUAUUAUUAUGAUGUGAGAGAUUUGUUUAUUAUUAUGAUGUAAGAGAUUUAUAUCUUGUAUUUUAGGAAAAGGUGGAAGCUAUAUGUUCAGAUGUCUAUAAUAGAAGGAAAUGAGAAUCGCUGCUCUCGGUGUAAUAAGUAGAAAGUACAUCUCCUGAUGUAUGUUUAUUAUAAUGAAAUUAGAGGUAAUUUCCAGGUGACUUCAGCCUGUGAUUAUGAAAUGUGAUAUGUUACUCAUAGUGUGACUUUUUACCUCGUGUUAAAGUUGCAUUGUAAGCUGCCUUUAGGCAAAAUGUAUCUAUCCUUUAACUUUGUGACAAUAAACACCAAUAUAACUCUU
This is a messenger RNA of Bombina bombina (fire-bellied toad), 2108 nucleotides long. RefSeq names its product RAB3D, member RAS oncogene family (gene RAB3D). The coding region runs from base 303 to 956 and encodes 217 amino acids. Gene Ontology annotation, biological process: regulation of exocytosis; protein localization to plasma membrane; protein secretion. Gene Ontology annotation, cellular component: synaptic vesicle; plasma membrane; endosome. Gene Ontology annotation, molecular function: GTPase activity; GTP binding. The record is from RefSeq and is a predicted model, not a curated record. NCBI's taxonomy places the organism in Eukaryota, Metazoa, Chordata, Amphibia, Anura, Bombinatoridae. The transcript has 5 exons.